Messenger RNA from Xenopus laevis (African clawed frog), 5625 nucleotides. RefSeq names its product ABC-type organic anion transporter ABCA8 (gene abca9.S). The record is from RefSeq and is a predicted model, not a curated record. The transcript has 39 exons. NCBI's taxonomy places the organism in Eukaryota, Metazoa, Chordata, Amphibia, Anura, Pipidae. The coding region runs from base 232 to 5064 and encodes 1610 amino acids.
AACUUGGGUAUGAGGGAGCGAGAGGGGCUGCAGCUGCAUUGCUAACAGGAAAUAAGAAUAUCCAUUAUAUCCAUCUGAUACUUUCACAGCUGCACAUUUGGAUUCUUUGUCAAUUUCGAAAUCACCAAAAACAUGAAUCAAAGAGAGCAAGGCUGAAACCUGAGCGCUGAAUUGUGGGGUCUAUCCUAGAAUUGAGCUCUUGACUGGAACGUUCUUUUUUGUACUUUCAGAAUGUUGGAACUUAACCUGAGUGAGACAAGUCUGUUUCAACAGACCAUGGCAUUGCUCUGGAAGAACCUGCUGCUGAAAUGGAGGAGGAAGUGGCACACUACCCUGGAAUGGCUGCAGAACUUGGCCUUUGUGUUCCUGAUGUUUCUAAUAAUUGUCCUAGGGCUUAAUAGCACCACAUCAGCGACUCAUAUAUCACCAGCACAAGUCCUUGGUCCAUUGGAUGCAUUUAACAAUUUCUCUGUUGGAUAUGUGAGCACCACCGCUACAUCCAGAGCUAUUAUGGAGAAGGUGUCCAGAAGCGUCAUUGUACCUGAUAUAAAGAUCCAAGAAUUUGCGGAUGAAGAGGAGCUAAUGGAGGCUUUUCGUAACAAGUCAGUGGUUGGAGUCACCUUUGUAGACAAGUUCAGUUACCAUAUCAGAUACCCACUGCACCAAAUGAAACAUCCAAAUGAUUACUUUGCUGUUAUGGGUCAUUGUGGCAGUGGCUUGCCAUUCUGCUAUCCUACAUAUUACUGGUCAGAUGGGUUCCUUUCACUGCAAGCAAGUAUUGACUCUGCUAUUAUUGAACUUGCCAGCAAUCAUUCUGUGUGGAGCAAUAUGGCUUCUAUUGUGGCAAUGAAAAUGAAAUCUACUGAACGGUCAUUUAGACAACUUUUGGAUGUUGGAUCAUUUAUUUUUGUUAUGCCCAUGUGCUAUGUUUCGCUGAUGUACCUCUUAUCCCUGUAUGUGACAAGAGAAAGGUGUGAAAUGAAGGAGAUAUUAAGAUUAAUGCGGCUCAAAGACUUAGCAUUUUGGUUAUCCUGGGGGUUGUUUUAUGCCUGCUAUGUAUUAAUAGUGGCCAACCUGAUGACUCUGGUCACAAAGCCUUUCAUAUUUAUAACAAGUUCCUAUGGUGUCAUUAUGCUUCUUUUCUUCCUUUAUGGAAUAGCUUUGAUGUCUUUCACCUUCAUGCUGAGUGCCCUGUUUAGGAGUCCCAGAGCAACAGCCAUUGCUGGGUUUUUUAUUACACUCUUACUCUCUUCUUUGGGUCUCACAUUACUAUUAAAGGAUCUUCCUAAAUCUCUUGAAGUCCUAUUGAGUAUCUUCCCACAGUUUGCCUUUGCAGUUGGAAUAACGCAGAGUGUUCAUAUGGAGAGUGAUAUAGAAGGCGUGUAUUUCUCCGAUUUGAUGGGGGCUUCUUCUCACAUGUUAUCCAGCUUCAUCAUUCUUGUUUUUGAUUCUGUAUUUUUCCUGGUCCUGACGAUUUAUUUAGAAAAAGUUCUGCCAGAUAAGCAAGGAGUUAAGCAUAAGCCAUUGUUUUUCCUGAAAGCUUCUUAUUGGUCCAAAGAGAAACUGUCUCCACUAAUGGUAGAAACUGACGAUGGUGGUGAAUCCUCCCUGGGAGACUUUGUUGAAAAGGUUCCUACGGAUUUACAUGGAAAAAAGGCUAUAAGAAUCCAUGGAGUUAAGAAAACCUACUCUGACAAAGACAAGAAAACUGAGGCUUUAAGAGGUCUACAUCUAAAUAUCUAUGAAGGGCAGAUUACAGCCCUGCUUGGCCAUAGUGGAGCUGGCAAAACAACGUUACUAAAUAUCCUUAGUGGGAUGUGUCCGACUUCUGGUGGAUCUGCAACUAUCUACAGUUAUAAACUCUCUAGCAUGAUGCACUUGGAAGAGAUAAAGAAAAGGGUUGGAUUUUGCCCACAGGCUGACAUUAAGUUUGAUCCUUUAACUGUGAAGGAAAAUUUAACCGUGUUUGCAAUGAUCAAAGGAAUCCCAUCAAAGCAAGUAGCACAUGAGGUCCGAAAAGUUCUGUCCGACCUGCAGAUGAAUGAUAUCGAAAACACAGAGGCUAAUAAAUUAAGUGGUGGACAAAGAAGAAAACUAACUUUUGGAAUUGCUAUUUUAGGAGAUCCGCAGAUCCUGCUUCUUGAUGAACCAACUGCUGGUUUGGAUCCAUGUUCACGGCUCCAUAUAUGGACCAUUCUGAAAGAAAACAAAGCAGAUAGAGUCACACUGUUCAGCACUCAGUUCAUGGAUGAAGCAGACAUUCUUGCUGAUCGAAAGGCUGUGAUCUCUAAAGGAAGGUUAAAAUGUGUAGGAUCCUCCUUGUUUCUCAAGAGAAAAUGGGGCAUCGGGUAUCAUCUAAGGAUGCAGGUGUCUUCGUCAUGUGAUGUGGAGCUCAUAACAUCUAUUAUUAAGCAGCACAUCCCUAAUGCUAAGCUUGCAGCACAAAAUGAAGAGGAGCUUACAUACACCUUGCCCUUUGAAAAUAUGGAUGUUUUCCCUGAUUUGUUUUUACAUUUGGAUGGCCAAGUAGGAAACAGCAUAGUGAACUAUGGAGUCUCCAUGACAACGCUGGAUGAUGUAUUUCUAAAACUAGAAGGGGAAGGAGAGAUAGAAAGUGGAGAUUAUGAGGUUUUCGGUCCUGAGUCCAGGACAACUGAGGACAGAGAGGAUUUUUCAGCUGAAAUGGAAGAGUCACUUUUAGUGAUGCCUGACUCUGUGACACUUAGUGGCCUUGCCCUGUGGAGACAGCAAGUAUUGGCUGUUGCAAGGAUUCGCUUUCUGAAGUUAAGACAUGACACUAAAAGCUUCAGAACAAUAUUGUUACUUCUGGUUCUUAUUAUUUUACCUCCGAUUUUAAGCAGUAUAUUGUCUAACAUUGCCAGUAAAUAUGAUUCUUGGGAACUCACCCCGAGUCUCUACUUUCAAAGUCCUGGAAGUCGACUAAACAAAUACUACACGGAUCUGCUGAUUCAUAACAACACUGGUUCAUCUAUUGACGACUUUGUUGGUGCAGUGAAGGAACAGAAUAUUGCAGUCAACGUGAUCAGUGGCACAUAUGACAUGGACACUGUAAAGUACAGAGGAGCCAUUGAAGUCUCUCAGGCCAAAGAGAUACAAGGUUACAAUUUUACCAUUGUGGCAAACCCCAAAGCACAUAACUCACUACCAGUGCUUCUAAAUAUCAUCAGCAAUGCUCUUUUGAAGGACUUCAAGGUCUCAGAACACAUCCGUGUGUGGAACCACCCUAUAUCUAAGGAUGAAAAUUAUAACUAUCAAACAGCAUAUAUAUCAAUUGUUUUUUUAUUGAUUUUUGCAUCGGGUCUUUCGCCUCACAUUGCAAUGAGCAGCACUGAAGACAACAGGAUCAAUGCCCGUACUCAGUUGAGGAUUUCCAGUCUCUUUCCAUCUGCAUACUGGUUUGGCCAAGCGCUUGUGGAUGUCAUUCUCUAUUGGAUUUUACUCUUCAUGAUGUUGGCCAUAUUCUUUGCAUUCAACAGCUACAUUCUAUUGGGUUUUGUUCCUUCUAUGGUGAUGAUCACCGGCAUCAUUGGAUAUGGCACGUCAAUGAUCCUUUGUGUUUAUGUCAUCUCUUUUAUUUUUGGAAAAGGAAAAAGUCACCACGACAGCUGGUCAUUAUUCUUUGUUAUAAUUUCUUUUGUGCCUAAUAUUUUUACGGAUAUUAUGAUGUUUCGCCUGUUUUAUUUAUACUUCUUUAUUUUUCCUUGGAGCGCACUAAAUGGAAUCAUGGAAUACGCUCACGACCUUCAGGUUUAUCCAGAUGAAAUAAACCGUACAGAGAUUAUCUUGCUGUUUAUGCCAUACCUGCAUCUCAUCAUAUUCUUUGGGCUACUUUGGUUUUUGGAAUGGAAGUUUGGAUUGAGGAGCUGGACUAUAGAUCCCUUAUUCAGAAUGUCCAGAAGAAAAAUUACUGUCCAGAAAAAUCCAGAGGAGCUGGGUGAUGAUGUGGAUGAAGAUGUGCUGGCAGAAAAAGAAAGGGUCAAAAAAGCAAUGACCACUGCCAAUGUGGAAGAGAAACCGGUGAUUAUUGUAGACAGUCUGCGCAAAGAGUAUAAAGUCAAGAAAGGAGGGUCCUUUUUCAAGAAGAACAGUAAAGCUGCCACUAAAAACAUCUCCUUUUGCGUCAGGAAAGGUGAGGUCCUGGGAUUGUUAGGGCCCAAUGGAGCUGGAAAAACCACAUCCAUGUACAUGCUGGCUGGAGAAGUAAAACCAAGUGCUGGAGAGGUAAUACUUUGUGGCAAUGACCCAGCUGGGUCCACUGGGUUUCUUGGCUACUGUCCCCAAGACAAUCCUCUAUGGCCCAAUCUGACCGUGAAAGAACAUUUGGAGAUCUAUGCCGCUGUUAAGGGCAUGAAGAAGGAAGAUGCUGGUAUUGCAAUCAAACGAGUUGCAGAAGCCUUGGAGCUGAAAGAUCAUAUGGGAAAAGCAGCCGGAAAACUGUCUCUUGGCGUGUCCAGAAAGGUGUGCUUUGCCAUAAGCAUGUUGGGUAACCCCAAUAUUGUCCUUCUGGAUGAACCUUCUACUGGGUUGGACCCCAAAGGUCAGCAGCGUCUUUGGAGAGCCAUAAGAGCAGCUUUCAAAAAUAAAGACAGAGGGGCUAUUCUGACCACUCACUACAUGGAAGAAGCUGAAGCCGUUUGUGACCGAGUGGCCAUCAUGGUGUCUGGGAAGCUCAGAUGCAUUGGAUCAAUCCAACAGCUAAAGAGCAAGUUUGGAAAAGGCUAUCUUCUUGAGAUUAAAGUAAAAGAGUCUCACCAAGUCGAUCAGAUUCACACGGAGAUAAUACGGAUAUUCCCUCAUGCAGCAAGGCAGGACAGAUUCUCUUCCCUGCUUGUCUAUAAGAUCCCCAUGGAUAAUGUGCAUUCCUUGUCCCAAGCUUUUCUACUUCUGGAGGAAGCUAAACGUGCCUACAACAUUGAGGAAUACAGCUUCUCCCAGUCAACCUUGGAACAGGUGUUUAUUGAGUUGGCUAAAGAGCAGGAGAGGGAGGACUUUGGGCUGAACAACACAUUUCAAUGGAGACAACUGAGGACCGAAAGUAUCUGAAAAAACAUCAACAUAUGGACAUAUAUGGAGGCCUUUGGCUAAGAAGACAAAAUAUUAUACUUGUUGAUGGCAGGUUUUAAGUAUCAGUUUUCUUAAUAUUUAAAAGUGUCCUACUGGAAAGGAAAUGUAAAGUCCUUGAAUUAAUGUGAAGGUGGAGGCGGUGCUUGUUCUCCAUUAAUUGUAUGUCCUUUUGAAAGGGAGCCUAUUUCAUCUCUUUGCCUAAACCGUGCAAAACAGCUGAGCCCAUAUAAUGUGACAUUUGCAACAGGAUAAACACUGAAAAAAAUUAUAACAGUGAUGAUUUUAACUACCCUUUGAUCUGGGGCUGUUUAACUACCAUUUUAACUACCCUGUGAUCUGGGGCUGUUUAACUACCAGAAUGAGGAUUCUGAAGCUUCUGAUCUCUUUCCUGAGCAGAGCAACAUCAGAACACUACUUUGUUUUAUUUCUGAAGUAAAUCUCUUAAUCUUUGGCUGUACAAAUACAUGGUCUGAUCAGGUUGCACCGUUGUUAUUAAAUCCAUUAUACUAGCAGUUCAUAAAGAAUUAAAAAGUUCUGUAA